Molecule: messenger RNA, 6536 nt
Organism: Chionomys nivalis (European snow vole)
Lineage: Eukaryota; Metazoa; Chordata; Mammalia; Rodentia; Cricetidae
Gene: Crtc3
Product: CREB regulated transcription coactivator 3
Exons: 15
Coding region: 169-2025 (618 amino acids)
Biological process (GO): protein homotetramerization; positive regulation of transcription by RNA polymerase II
Cellular component (GO): cytoplasm; nucleus
Molecular function (GO): cAMP response element binding protein binding
Source: RefSeq, a predicted model, not a curated record
CUCCCGGCCGCUCGCUGGGCUCUGGGGCCGCGGCGGCUCCUCUGCCGGGUCGCGCCGGAGGACCGGCUUCGGGCGGCGGCUUGGGCGGCCUGCGGAGCGAGCGGGUGGGCUGAGCCGCGGGGCCCCGCGCCUGCCGUCUGCUGAACCCGGUCGCACGGGGCGCGCGCCAUGGCCGCCUCGCCAGGCUCGGGCAGCGCCAACCCGCGGAAGUUCAGCGAGAAGAUCGCGCUGCACACGCAGCGGCAGGCCGAGGAGACGCGGGCCUUCGAGCAGCUCAUGACCGACCUCACCCUGUCGCGGGUUCAGUUUCAGAAGCUUCAGCAACUGCGCCUAACCCAGUACCACGGGGGAUCCCUGCCUAACGUGAGCCAGCUGCGGAACAGCACAUCCGAGUUCCAGCCGACAUUUCAUCCAGCUGAUAACGUUCGUGGAACCCGCCACCACGGGCUGGUGGAGAGGCCAGCCCGGAACCGCUUCCACCCCCUUCACCGAAGGUCUGGGGAGAAGCCAGGGAGACAAUUUGAUGGGAAUACUUUCGCAGCCAGUUAUCCUUCGCAGGCCCUGGAUGAGAGCUGGCCAAGGCAGCAGCCUCCUUGGAAAGAAGAAAAACAUCCUGGAUUCAGGCUGACGUCUGCACUUAACAGGACCAAUUCUGAUUCUGCUCUUCAUACGAGUGCUCUGAGCACCAAGCCCCAGGACCCCUAUGGAGGAGGCGGCCAGUCACCCUGGCCUGCCCCAUACAUGGGUUUCUGUGAUGGAGAAAAUGACUGCCAUGGGGAAGUAGCAUCUUUUCCUGGGCCGUUGAAAGAAGAGAAUCUGUUAAAUGUUCCGAAGCCACUGCCUAAGCAGCUGUGGGAGACCAAGGAGAUCCAGUCUCUGUCUGGACGCCCGCGAUCCUGUGAUGUUGGGGGAGGCAAUGCUUUCCCACAUAACGGCCAAAACAUAGGCCUUUCUCCGUUCCUGGGGACCCUGAACACCGGAGGGUCAUUGCCCGACCUAACCAACCUCCACUACUCGGCACCCCUGCCAGCCUCCCUGGACACCAGCGACCACCUCUUUGGUAGCAUGAGUGUGGGGAACAGCGUGGGCAACCUUCCAGCUGCUAUGACUCACCUGGGCAUAAGGAACUCCUCCGGUCUGCAGAGUUCUCGAAGCAAUCCUUCCAUCCAAGCCACACUGAAUAAGAUGACGCUGUCCUCUUCCCUCAAUAGCCACCCACAGAAAUCUGCAGCCAGUGCGUCCGCUCUUCACCCCUCGCUCCGACUCUUCUCCCUCAGCAACCCCUCGCUCUCCACCACAAACAUGAGUGGCCCCUCUCGGCGAAGGCAGCCGCCAGUCAGUCCUCUCACACUCUCUCCUGGCCCGGAAGCACAUCAAGGUUUCGGCAGACAGCUUUCUUCUACCAGCCCACUGAACCCCUAUCCUGCCUCCCAGAUGGUGUCCUCAGAGCAAAACCUUUCCUUCCUGCCCACAGAAGCUCAAGCCCAAGUGUCCCCACCGCCCCCUUACCCCACAUCCCAGGAAAUGCCUCAACCCCUCCUGCAGCAGCCCCAUGCCCAGGAGCCCCCUGCUCCUCAGCCCCAGGCAGCCCCCUCCCUGCCACAGUCAGAUUUCCAGCUCCUCACUGCCCAGGGCUCAUCUCUGACCAACUUCUUCCCAGAUGUGGGCUUUGACCAACAGCCCAUGAGACCCAGCCCUGCCUUUCCUCAGCAGGUGCCUUUGGUGCAGCAGAGCCACCGGGAACCACAGGACUCAUUUCCUUUGAGACCAAACCCGUAUUCCAACUGUGGAAACUUCCCAGCCGCCAUCCUGACAGAAGAUCCAAGCACCAACCUGUUCAAAGGCCUUAGUGGGGGGCUGUCGGGCAUGCCUGAGGUCGGCCUGGACAUGGACACUCCGUUUCCAUUGGAAGAGGAGCUGCAGAUCGAACCCUUGAGCCUGGACGGACUCAACAUGUUAAGUGACUCCAGCAUGGGCCUGCUGGACCCCUCUGUAGAGGAGACAUUUCGAGCUGACCGGCUCUGAGCAGAACACAGUGGAGCAGGGGGACUGAAAUGGCCAGAGCAGAGGCGAGAAUGGAGCCAGCAGACACCCUGACAUCAGCCAUCUGUCCCAGGCUCUCCCCUGAAGUCCUAGCUCAGAUGUCAUGGCUUUUCUAGGCACAGCUGCAUCCUGCCUCUCCGGUCUGUGAUACCGUUGUACUGCCGCAGGCCGGCUGCUGUGGAGCUUCUGAUGACUGAGGUCACCGUGUCACCCUUCAUUCUUUGCUGGCAUCUAGUCAGCGUGUAAACGUAAAAAGUGCUGUGUGACAGGUACCUCUGUAACACCACCAGAGCUCCGACCCGCACGUCCCAGUCAGCACCGAAGAGGGGCCGCAGACCCGCAGAGUUGGUUCAGCACCACACAAGGGUACCAGAGCACCAUGAUGCCUUUCUGUCUGGCCGCCAAGGCCAGGCACCCUUCAGCUAGUGGAUAUUCUGGGCCUCGCCAUUGCUCUGCCAGGUGAUGUAGUGAAGAGGACGGCGCCUACCCACCCGUCCCAGGGCAGGCUGUCGUUAGCAGGCUGAGCUCAGCUUGCUCCCUCCCAGUCCGGUACCUCUUUGCUGCUGCUUCCCUGUGCGUGGACAGGAGAAGAGGGAGUGAAAAGAGUUCCCGGAACCAGGAUGAGCCUAAAGAGGGCAGUGCACGUCCCCUGCACAAGGUGUCCUCCAUCUUAGGCCGGCCACCCUGAAGCCUCACUGGGCAGAGCUGCUGGGACUCCUGUCAGUGGCAGCAGCUGGACGGCCCCUUCCCUCCCCAGCUGUCUCUGUGUGAUGCAACCCCACUAGACUGUAAGCUCCGAGAGGGCAGGAGCUGGGCCUCGUUCCUUACUGAACCCCUAGUGCCUGACAGGAAUGAGGGCUAUGUGACUGGGUGUGGCGCCCGGUCAUGGAUGAUUGACUAGAUGUGCCACGCGGUAGGGCGGACUGACCUGUGGCUAUCGCUAGUCCCUGCUUGAGCUCGAGCUUCAGCCUUCUCUCACUGACGCCUUCAGCUCGCCCUCACUGGAUACGCCUUACCACACGGGAUGGCCAGCUCCUCACUAGGCGCAGCAGCCAUCCCCCUCGGGAUCACGUCCCUCAGCAGCUAGGUGGGAAUCAUCCAGAAUGGCUGGGCACACCAGAGCCCCUGAGUGUGGGACACCUGGGCUCUUCACUAGGCCCCCACUGUAGAACCUUUCUACUCAGACCCAUGCUUUUCGUUCUAAAUUGCCUAAAAUAGAGGUGCAUAGUAAAUGAGACCGGAUUUGUGGGACUCUCGUGAUGCAUUAACACUUUAUCGCCCAGUAAUCUGACCAGAUUCUACCACUACUGCCUCCUAGCCCUGAGUGGGGAAGUGGUGGUGCCCAGGUAGCCUUCAGGGGAGGAUCCAGGCCUGAGGAGAUGAUGGGGGCGAGGCUAAAGAAGAGUCUUUGCUCAGACAGCCACUACCCUCCCUGAAGGCUGGUGUAGUCCAGGCUCAUUGCCUUUCCACUCAGGCAAGCAAGGAUGAAGAAGAAGGAAGCCAACACAUCUGUGCCUGUGGCGAGCAGAGCCUGCGCACAGGGCGCUGGCUCCCACACCUCCCUACAUCUUGUCAGCAUCUUCUCUUAGGCCUUCUCCAUGAUCCUUCAAACAGCCCUGAUGGUGCCGUACUCCACCUUCCUCUAGGACCCAAGCAUUGUGUGUUCCCAUUUACCUCCAGCUCUGCUGUCUCCAUCUAGCUCCACCCCCAGAAGAUGCCCCUGGCCUCUGCUGAGCCCUGUUUGCAGUGGAACUCUCAUAUGCUUUAUGCCUGAGAUCAGAGAGGAGCGACUUUAGUUUAAGUGGAAGCUUUUCACUCUUCAAGCUGCCCUGCACCUCACUGUGCCCACGGAAGCCAGCUCCCCUGUCAGAGGCCCCGCCGUGCCCACAGAAGCCAGCUCCUCUCUCAGAGGCCCCGCCGUGCCCACGUAAGCCAGCUCCUCUCUCAGAGGUCCCACCGUGCCCACGUAAGCCAGCUCCUCUCUCAGAGGCCCCACCGUGCCCACGGAAGCCAGCUCCUCUCUCAGAGGCCCCACUGUGCCCACGGAAGCCAGCUCCUCUCUCAGAGGUCCCACCGUGCCCACGAAAGCCAGCUCCUCUCUCAAAGGCCCCACUGUGCCCACGGAAGUCAGCUCCUCUGUCAGAGGCCCCACUGUGCCCACGGAAAUCAGCUCCUCUGUCAGAGGUUCCUGAAAUCAGAUCUCAGCCUUUGGGCAGGGAUCGGUGCUGAUGUAAGAGUUUAGAGAAAGGGGGUCCCAGCACAAUCUGCUCUCUGCAUCGUGCCUUAUCCAUGGGAUUAUUACAAUAGGAGAAGACCACCUUGUAAUGGGAGACCCCAAGACCCCAUACCCUGAAUUACCCUGCCCCUGGGAUAUUCUCCAGCUGAUGGGAUAGUACUGGCUAUGGGGGAAAUAGAUAAAAAGUUAAAAAAAAAAAAAAAAAGACAAUACGGUAGCACUGAAUUAAAUCUGCUGUUAGGUCCACCAACCCGAUCUUCUCGUGGGAAAAUCUUUAAACCACUGGAGAGCCCACCCUGUCUAGGCGGUGUUGAGGACACCAGGAGACCUUGUCGCCCUACCCUAGCCAUGUAAGCCUGAAUGCACUCUCUGCUGCCCUAGGCCUCGUCACUGAAGUGGCUGCAGGCGUCCUCAGCCCUACCUGUCCAUGUUUUCACCUGGUCACGGCUGUAUUCGUUCUUCUAGCAGUGUGGCGGUCGUGGGGUACAGGAUGUGAGCAUGAGGAGAAACGCUUGGAUCCCGUCCCAAAUCAGUUCUCCUUUGCCCUGCUCCCUCUCCUAAUCUACUGUAUCCUCGGAGCUGAAGAGUGGUAUAUUCAUGCUCGUGCACGUAUCUGAAGACAUUUCCUGUUGGGACUCUCCAGGGCUCCCAGCGUUUCCACUGCUCCAGGAUGGGGCCAUCCCAGCAACUAAUCGGACUUCCUGCCAGUGUCCUAACUCCCGGCCCUUUGUUAAGCAAUAUUGACAGAUUGGACUUUGUAUAAAGUAGCUUCCAAGUUUUAUAAUACAUCAUUUUACAUCUUUCGUAAUUAAAAGCAGCACAAUAUGGUUGUAUCUGCUCUCCUGCUCUCCGUGUUUCUCUUCGACCUUGAGUGCACCGGCUUGGUGGGCAACUUCCCUGGCUGCCUCUGCCUACUUGGCUGACACUCCCUGAUUUCCGAACAUUGGCUGGGUCCUUCACCAACCCACCUGCUGCACUGUCUCAUUACAAAUGCAAGGUGCACAGUCCCUUUGAGACUGAGUAACAGGACAGAGCACCCUGGAUGCUGUCUUCUGCCUCCUCCUGCCUCCGCCGAAGGCCCCACCCGCUCCUUACCCGGCUGCUGUCCUGGACCAGCCUUGAUCAUCUUCCCGAUGCCUUCUGCCCUGGUCAUAAGCCUCUUCUCCUUCGGGGAGGCACACUCCUUCAGCUACACUGAGCACUGUCUGAGGGUGACUCCUGAGAUCCACAGAAAUCUCACCUCUGGGCAGUACGUUAGGAGCCCUGCAUCUCAGCCCCCGCCCACACACCUUGUUCUUGGACCACCUCAGCACGUUUGGCCUCUUCAGGCUCCCUUUCCCUCCCUCCCGACUUGGUCCUCAGGCUUAGCAGCCUCCAGGAUGCCCUCAGGAAGCUCAUUUUUCUCUGACUCCACACACGUGGCCUUUGACCUUCAGAAACUCAGCAAGCCCACCCUGCCAGUAUCCCAAUCUUUGGCUCUCCUCAGGGUCUUCGCUCUCGUCCGCCCCCCACGCAGUCAGCACCAGCUCUCCUUCCUCUUCCCUAUUUCAUCCUUUCUCCCCUCAGCCUGCCCAACUCUCUCACUGCCUUGUCUCCCCUCCCCCACUCGUGCCUCCCCUAACCUGGGUUUCAUUUCUCAUGUGUCAUUUCUCUACUUUUCCUCCAAGAACUGCCCCCACCCUCAGCCUGUGCAUCUGCCUCAGUCUCCUUCCUAAAAUAGAAAACCUUUCUUCAAGCCCCACUUCUCCUCAGACCACAGGCUGUCUCCUUCCUUUCCCUGAAGGCAGCUCAACACAGCCAUCGCCUCCCCCACCCGGCUUCAAACCCCCCUCGGCCUUGUCAGGUUAGCUCCUGUCCUGCUGGACCGACACCCCUUUCCUUAACCCCCCUCUAGCUCCAGUAAACCUUUCCUUGUUCCUUUUGUUUUGGGUUUUUGUUUGUUUGUUUGUUUUCGAGACAGAGUUUCCCUGUAGCUUUGGAGCCUGUCCUGGAACUAGUUCUUGUGGAGAAGGCUGGCCUCGAACUCACAGAAAUCCGCCUGCCUCUGCCACGGGGAGUACUGGGAUUAAAGACGUGCGCCACCACUUCCUUGUUCUACACUUAGGUCCUAGGUCACCUAUAUGACCCUCGCCACUGCCCCAGGCUCCCUGAUCCACUUCCUCCAAGCUGAUGGCCCUCACCCCUUAUCCUCUCCUCCACCCUCCCCCCCACCCCCCUUACCUGUCCUCUCGGCUCUUCCACAUACUGUCCCAUCUUU